Molecule: messenger RNA, 1755 nt
Organism: Gilbertella persicaria
Lineage: Eukaryota; Fungi; Mucoromycota; Mucoromycetes; Mucorales; Choanephoraceae
Exons: 4
Coding region: 72-1742 (556 amino acids)
Source: RefSeq, a predicted model, not a curated record
CUUUUUAUUUUUAUAUUGAUGAAUAUUUUUCUUUCAUUUUUUUUUUUCUUUUCCUUUCUUUUGUUUGUAGUAUGUCAACCCUUGACACAAGCAGUAGUAAUGAAUCAAUGAUUGGACAAGAUUUUGCUGCGAGCAUUGUUGUUGCAGACUUGGCUAUUCGAUCCAGCACAUUUAUUCCUACUUCUCAACCCUCAACACAAGAAAGAAAAUCAAAACGACGUGUCACUUUCAAUCUAGAUGAUAUUCAGAUCCAAACUAUUCCUGCUUAUUCUUCUUCUUCAUCUUCUUCAUCAGAUAUAUCAUUUCAAGUUGAACGUAUCUCAAAAAAGGAAAGUUAUGAUGCUCUGCAACAACGAAAGCAGUCUAGACGACAUAAACAACCAGCCAUAAAACCAGAAUAUUGGUAUCCAUUUGCUAAACAUAGCUUGACAAGGCAGCCAUCAUUGCCUACCCUCAGGUCCCUGGAAAUGACAGAACAAUUGAUUGCAGAAUCCAUUCAACGAGAAAUGGCCCUCUAUCCUCACUUACUACAGCAUAUACCUGGAAGAGAUACACCUUCUUCAUCUUCAACAAAUAAAAGUUUAUUAAUCAUAGAUACAGAUGAAGAAGAAGAAGAAGAAGAAGAAGAAGAAGAAGAAGAAGAAGAGGAAGAGGAAGAGGAAGAGGAAGUUGCUGGCCAACAAGACACUCUUUCCCUUGAAACAACAUUAUCAGAUGAUGAUCCAAUAUGUAUUCCAUAUGAUAAACCGAUAGAAAAACAAACAAGACAUUCUCUUUUUGUUAAAGUAAUUCAAGUAGAUAACCUUGAUCUUCCUAUAGAGAAUGAUAACAUCGAUAUUUAUUGCACAAUAAGAUAUAAAGACAAAGAAACCAAAUCCCCUCAUCAAUCAUUAAGGCAUAACCUUCAUUUUCAGCAUGAAAUGAGAAUUGAUGAUGUUGAUCCUAAUGAACAAGUAGCCAUUACACUCCAUAUCACUCGAAAGAACACAACAUGGUAUCACAAGAUAAAGCCUACUUUAGAUCUUUAUCGUUAUGUACAUGAAAAAGACGGGUCUGUCUGUCAAACAGUGUUUCAAGCAGACCAGUUUAUAGACUCAUCCAACAUAGCAGCAUUAAUGUUAGUCAACAAUUGGUAUUCAACAGAACCCAGUUCAUUACUCAAAAGAACAUCGUCUAUCAUUAAAAAAAGACCGCAGUCAAUAGCAAAAGAAAAGGCAGUAGGCAAGAUUGUGAUUCAAUGUCUUGGUGUGAAAAUGAAAGAAGAAAUGAAUUAUGUGCCACACGAUAUGCAAGAAGCCAUAGAAGCUACACUUGCAAAACGCUUUUAUCAGACUGAAUGGCAAUCAGGCUAUUUAACACAACUUGGAGGCAAUACAGAGACACCCAAAUACUGCUAUUUUGUCUUAAAAGGAGCUGAUUUGAUUGCUUAUGAUCAAGAUGAGCCCUUGUACAAAAUACCACUGUCAAGAGCGACACGACUGAUAUGUGAAAACCGAAUUAUGUCUGAAAGACCUGCUUAUCAAUACCCACUCUUAAAGCCAGAUACACUGAUACAUGAGCUCGAAUCCAUUCAACAAGACAAUGGCAGGCCAAUCAGUCUCACAAAUCGAUUUCAGCUGUUGUUUGGUGAACAGCAGAUCCAGUUCAGUUGUGAAUCUGUGGAUGAACUCAAUAAAUGGGUCACUCUCUUAACAGUCAUGCUUACUACUUUACCCAAACUACCUGAUUGGAUUCAUAUGUAAAUACAGUUUAUUU